Messenger RNA from Musca vetustissima, 1440 nucleotides. RefSeq names its product lysophospholipid acyltransferase 7 (gene frj). Gene Ontology annotation, cellular component: mitochondria-associated endoplasmic reticulum membrane contact site; membrane. NCBI's taxonomy places the organism in Eukaryota, Metazoa, Arthropoda, Insecta, Diptera, Muscidae. Gene Ontology annotation, molecular function: lysophospholipid acyltransferase activity. Bases 1 to 1440 code for a protein of 479 amino acids. Gene Ontology annotation, biological process: lipid modification; phosphatidylinositol biosynthetic process. The record is from RefSeq and is a predicted model, not a curated record. The transcript is spliced from 6 exons.
AUGAAUGUCGACGAUAUUAUUUACGUAAUCUGCCUGCUGGCCUGUAUAGGAGCAGGCAAUUAUGUGCGCAAAAUUCCCGACAAGAGCCAAAAGAAGUAUAUCAGUACGGCCUUGGGUAUUUUAAUGGUCUUCAUUGUGUCAGGAUGGAAUUCGUUUCAUUGCUUUGUAUCAGCGCUACUGGGUGCAGCUGCUGUAAUCUAUGUGCAUCCAAGCAAAUGCCAUUUAGCUGCCUUUACUGUGAUGUUUGGCUACUUGGCAUUCUUCCGUUUGGCUAGUAAAUUUGGUCUUCCUGAUCCCCCGGGUCAUAUAAAUAUGAUUCAAAUGGUUAUGACCUUGAAGAUUGCCGGUAUUGGUUUUGAAAAAACUGCCUCUUGGAAAAAACUUAAAGAACGCGAAAAGAAUGAAGACGUGGAAAUAUCUGAAUAUGAUACUGCCGUACAAUCGGUAGAUAUAAUUGAGAUUAUCCAUUACUCGUUCAAUUAUAUUGGUAUAUUGACGGGUCCAUAUUACCGUUAUCGUACCUAUCGCGAUUAUUUUGAAACCUCAUAUUCCGACUACGCUCCGACAAUCAAAACAACUUUGGAACGACUAAAAUAUGCUGGUCUCUACUGCAGUCUGUACUUAUUGGGCAAUUACAUAUGGCCAUUGGAGUAUGCCUUGACUGAUGAAUUUUAUAAUGAACGCUCCUAUUUCUAUCGCCUUAUGUAUGUCUGGCCAACAUUCAUUAUCUUCCGAAUGCGUAUAUACACCGGCUUAACUUUGAGUGAAUGUGUCUGCACAAUGGCUGGUUUCGGUGCCUAUCCUGUAGAAGCUGAUGUCGCUAACGGAGCUGGUCCUCGUAAACCGUAUAAGCAUUUGACUCCGGAAACCUAUAAGGGAGAAUAUACAUUUACUGCCAUUGUAAACACAAAUGUGAAGGACGUCGAGAAGUGUCCGACAUUCCGUGAAACAAUGAAACAUUGGAAUAUUUGCGUACAAUAUUGGUUGGCUGUUAAUGUAUAUAAAUUAUUCCCCAGUAAAAAAUAUAGAACUGUGGUCACACUACUUGUCUCUGCAUAUUGGCAUGGUUUCCGCCCUGGCCACUAUUUCUGUUUGAUGGGAGCACCAUUCUAUGUCCACAAUGAAGAUAUGUGGGAUAAAUUAAUACGCAAAAAUGCCACCGGUACUAAGCGCAAGAUACUUGAUGCUCUCUUCUGGUUCUUUAAAUUUUUCUGUGGAAGUUAUUUGGGUACCGCCUUCUUAUUGGUGACAUUUGAAAAAAUAUGGCGAUUCUAUAGUUCCGUCUAUCAUACAUGUUAUGUGGCAUGGAUUGUAUUUUUGGUAGUCGGCACCGUUUGGACAAAACGUAACAAAGCCGAGGAGAAACGUAGAAAACGUCUUGAAGAAAAGAAAGAAGAAGUAGAAGGAACCAAAGCAGAAGAAGAUAAAAAAUCCCAGUAA